ACAGCACAUUGGCGAGCGCUGCCUUCACUGCUGCCUCAUUCUUUGAGAUUGAUGAUUUGCUGUCAGCCGCCAUAUCCUUCCGAAGCUGCAUCGCCUCAGCAGCAGUCUGUUGUUCUGAAAAGUUAAAAUCAACAGGAAAGAAUGGCAGAAGAGAUGUCAACACCAUCUAGUAGCCGGAAGAAAGCAAAAAGACUGCCAUUUGAAAUCCAAGAAGAAAUCAAUUGCCUGUACGAGUUUGUCCCGGAGGUUAAAGAACACUUUGAAGUUAUCGACAAAAUUGGAGAAGGUACCUUCAGUUCUGUGUUUCUGGCCCGCCUAAAGCACUACCCUGACAUCCCCCAGAUGUUUGCCUUGAAGCACAUCAUCCCCACCAGCCAUCCCAGCCGUAUAGAGGGGGAGCUCAAGUGUCUGCUGGAGAUCGGUGGAUGUGACAAUGUCAUCGGAGUGGAGCUGUGUCUACGAAACAGAGACCAUGUCGUCAUAGUGAUGCAGUACUUCCCUCACGAAAAGUUCCAUGACUACCUGUUACACAUGUCUCUGACCGAUGUGUACAACUACAUGAAGCACCUGCUGGUCGCCCUGCGGCGCGUGCACAUGUUUGAUAUCAUCCACCGGGACGUGAAACCCAGCAACUUCCUCUAUGAUAGGAACACUAAAAGAUAUGCCCUGGUGGAUUUUGGUCUUGCCCACAAGGCACCAGUGUGCAAGGCCUCCUCGUCACCCAAUGCAGCCGGUCCUGUGGACACAAGUGGAAUACUUCAGGAAACUCAGAACUUGAGCGUAGGCUCGUCCAUUUCAACGCCAGUUACCCAGAUGUCUCAAAGCAAACACUCAGCAAGUUCAUCGUCUAGAUCUCAACAGUAUACCCCACCCACUCCUAACUUGAGUAACUCUGUGUUCGCCAAACGGGUGAAGUCCCCACGUCGUCUGCUACUUGCCAAGCGGGCGCUGUUGGUGAAGGAGGGCAAGGAUGAUAUACUGUCUCAGAGAAAGGGGGCCCAGCCUGUGCAGUGCAAUUGCUUCGGGAAGCCACAGAUCUGCUCCGUGUGUUCAGCAAGGAGCAACCAGAAUGCCCCCCGUGCUGGCACCCCUGGAUUCCGGUCCCCAGAAGUGUUGAUGAAGUGUCCAGACCAGUCAACUGCGGUGGAUAUCUGGUCAGCAGGAGUUAUCUUCCUCUCCUUGUUAUCGGGACGGUACCCAUUCUUCAGAGCUAACGACGACAUGACCGCCUUGGCUCAGAUCAUAUCUACCUUCGGUACUGAUUCAGUGAAAGAAGCUGCGAAAGCAUGUGGCAAAAGUCUGAUCUGCAGUCAAACACAAAGUCCUGUGGAUUUUCGGACGCUGUGCAUGAAACUUAGGGCUGCCCCUAUGAGCAAACACCAGACAAAGAAAGGUGUCACGAUGGACCCCCUAUCAGAGCAGUCCUGGAGAUCAGUGCCUGACUCAGCCUUUGACCUACUUUCCAGACUUUUAGAUCUCAACCCUUACACACGAAUUACGGCUGAGGAGGCACUUACGCAUAAGUUUUUCAGCGAAAUGGAAGAGAGAUUGGGAAGUGUAUUAUGUUGAUGAACCAAUGUGUUGUUAACCUAUAAGCAAUGUUCAUAUGUGGGUCAGUAUUGAAAUAAAAUGCAAGUACUCUGAGACACUUUAAAAAAAUAGGGAAAAAAGCGUGAACUAAUGAAUGAAUUUAAAUGUUUGUAACAAUUAUAUUGCAAUUGAUACAUGCACACCUUAAUGUUUUUAAUGACCAUCGUAUUAACAUGGUUUGUUGUUUAAAACAUCUGCAUGUGUGUACUUAAUGCAGGUAAAAAAAACAGUAUCUAUUGUUGCGUCCAAUUUAUAUUUAAGUGCCCAUUUCUUCAUUGUGCAAAGUUUUGCCUUUGUAAAUUGUUCUAUGUACAGUGGAAUCUGAUUUGUAAAUGUUUUAUUAUGUUGUCAAUGCGAGAAAAUGAAAAUACAUAAAAUAACAGAACUAUUCAAAAUACUGUUUUUAGAC
This is a messenger RNA of Dreissena polymorpha, 1999 nucleotides long. RefSeq names its product cell division cycle 7-related protein kinase-like. The record is from RefSeq and is a predicted model, not a curated record. Gene Ontology annotation, cellular component: nucleus. Gene Ontology annotation, biological process: mitotic DNA damage checkpoint signaling; protein phosphorylation. The transcript is spliced from 11 exons. Gene Ontology annotation, molecular function: protein serine/threonine kinase activity; ATP binding. Bases 142 to 1569 code for a protein of 475 amino acids. NCBI's taxonomy places the organism in Eukaryota, Metazoa, Mollusca, Bivalvia, Myida, Dreissenidae.